Striga hermonthica is the source of this 1329-nucleotide messenger RNA. The record is from the annotation of a GenBank genome assembly. Lineage: Eukaryota; Viridiplantae; Streptophyta; Magnoliopsida; Lamiales; Orobanchaceae.
AUGGGUGAAAUCACCACCGCUGGAGAGGCUGUCAAAUCCAAGCCGACGAUCGUGGUCCCGCCGCGCGGCCUGCUUUUCGCCAACGCGUCGGGUCCCGGGUUCAGCCCGGGCCCGAUGACCCAGCUGGUCUCCAGCUUAUUUCCCGAGCAGGGCCAGGCUUUCUCCUUCUCCCGCCUAUUAGCUGGAGCCAUGGCUUCCCCACUCGCCGCUGCUCAGCCGCCGCCGCAACCGCAACCGGAGAGCCUCAGCUCUUUGUUCAUGGUACCUCCAGCCCUGACGCCCUCUGGAUUGCUUAAUUCGCCUGGCUAUUUCUCACCUCUUCAGAGCCCAUUUGGAAUGUCUCACCAGCAAGCACUGGCCCACGUCACGGCCCAGGCUGUACUAUCCCAAUCUCUAAAGCAAAUGCAAACACAGUCUCAACAACACUCAUCCAAAGACCGGUCGCCUGAUUUUAUUAUCAACCCGAAACCAAAUCCUCCACCGUCCGAACCCGAGAUGGCAAUAAUUUCUGAUUUUACUCAAUCGGAUAGAAAACCUGCCUGUGAUAAGCCAGCUGCCGACGGCUAUAAAUGGCGAAAAUAUGGUCAGAAGCACGUGAAGACGAGUGAGUGCCCGCGCAGCUACUAUAAAUGCACGCAUAUCGAUUGUCCUGUCAAGAAGAAGGUCGAACGAGGUCCAGAUGGUUGUGUGUUGGGGGUUACGUAUAAAGGGGAGCAUAAUCACGGUCAGCCUCAACCCAGUAAACAAGGGAAAGUUGGUUUUGCAUCGGAUGCCACAAAUAUGACUUCACUAGUGCAGGUUGAAACCAAACCGAUACUUGAGCAUCAUCAGGAAAAUAGUGAUAGUUUUGACAAGGGGGAUGGUGAUAUGCCAAUUGCCAAAAGAAGGAGCUUGGAUAUGGUGACAUCUGUGCCAGCUGCUUCAUCACAACAAACUGUGUCGGAAUCAAAAAUUGUGUUGCAAACAACAAGCGAAGUUGAUGUAUUGGAUGAUGGAUACAAAUGGAGGAAGUAUGGACAAAAAGUGGUUAAGGGGAAUCCUCAUCCAAGGAGUUACUACAGAUGUACACAUGCAGGCUGUAAUGUCCGGAAACAUGUCGAGAGGGCUUCAUCAGACCCAAAAGACGUGAUUACUACAUACGAGGGCAAACAUAAUCACGACAUCCCAGUUGGAAGGUACACAAACGCAAAUGCUCAAACACAGAAGACAGAUUCUAAAGAUAAUGGUUUUGGGGACAAAGAGCAUAUACCGAUAACUCUACAGCUCAAAGAAGGACAAAUCGCGUUUGCUUUGGAUUGUUCUUGUGUACUUUGCAAGGGAGAAGUGUGA